Molecule: messenger RNA, 720 nt
Organism: Aureobasidium melanogenum CBS 110374
Lineage: Eukaryota; Fungi; Ascomycota; Dothideomycetes; Dothideales; Saccotheciaceae
Exons: 1
Source: RefSeq, a predicted model, not a curated record
AUCUUUGAGCUUUACAAGUAUGCCGACUACAUCAGCUGUCUAGCCCUCAGACGUGCUGUGAUGACUCACGCACUAAGUCUCUGCACGGGGUUUGAUGAUGGUCUCUCCUUUGUCACCUACAGAUCACUGCGCGACAGUAAGAUCUUGACCGAGCAUCGAGAUUCGUCACUCUACAAGUGGAUUGUCGACACCUUCGCUUUCCAUUGGGAAGCUGGCUGGGAUGAAGAGGAUCUUGACUGCGAUGAUGAUUGCUCUGACAACUUUGAUGUCCCUAACGACGUGCCUGGCAGUUUCUUCUACGACCAACGCCGGGUAUUGGAUGAGUGUCGAAAACAGAUCAAGAAAGGAUCCGAUCGUGGCGUGUGUCGCUGCUGUGAAAGUGCCUGCACCUACCAUGAACACACCAGCGAAGCUGAAAGGAUGGCUACGUGCGGAGCUGAGAAGGAAGUAUUGGACUUACCUUGGAAGUUUCAGGAGGACGAUGCCGAUGAUAUCAACGAAACCAACGCAGAGACAGUUAAUGAGCACGAAGAUAAACCUGUGGACGUCGAGACGGAAGGAAGAAGCAAGGAAGCUGAAAACAACAGUUUCGUCGAGGAGCUAGUCGACACUGUUGACACCACCGAGGACAUGGAGCCAGACGUUAAUGGUAAGCGCAAGGCGGAAGACAACGACGAGGAAGAAGAAGAAGUUUCGGUCAAGAAGCACAAGCAGGAGGCA